Bufo gargarizans (Asiatic toad) is the source of this 1675-nucleotide messenger RNA. It is a transcript of the gene ALDH1A3, whose product is annotated as aldehyde dehydrogenase 1 family member A3. The record is from RefSeq and is a predicted model, not a curated record. Gene Ontology annotation, molecular function: aldehyde dehydrogenase (NAD+) activity. NCBI's taxonomy places the organism in Eukaryota, Metazoa, Chordata, Amphibia, Anura, Bufonidae. Bases 86 to 1621 code for a protein of 511 amino acids. The transcript is spliced from 13 exons.
AUAUUAAAGGGAGCGCAGCUCUGCUACAGUCCACACAGGAGGAUACAAGCAGCAGGGACAUAAGGACACCUACCUAUCCUGCAUUAUGACAACCAAUGGAACCAUAGAGAAUGGACUGUCCGACAAGAAGAUCCCUGUCCUUCCUCGACCCAUCCCCAACCUGGAGAUCCUGCACACUCAGAUAUUUCUUAACAAUGAGUGGCAUCAAUCAGUGAGCGGAAAAACCUUCCCUGUGUAUAACCCAGCUUCCGGCAAGAAGAUCUGCGAUGUGCAGGAGGCAGACAAGGCAGAUGUGGACAAAGCAGUUGAAGCAGCAAAAACAGCGUUUCAUAAGGGGUCCCCAUGGAGGAGACUGGAUGCCAGUGGCAGGGGGAAGCUUCUUCACAAGCUGGCGGACCUUUUGGAGCGAGACAGAGUUAUUCUGGCUACUUUAGAAACAAUGGACACUGGAAAACCAUUCCUUCAUGCCUUCCUCAUAGACCUUGAGGGUUGUAUCCGGACCCUACGCUACUUUGCUGGAUGGGCUGACAAAAUACAGGGAAGGACAAUCCCGGUGGAUGAAAGCUACCUCUGCUUUACCGUCCAUGAGCCUAUUGGUGUUUGUGGAGCCAUCACACCGUGGAACUUUCCCCUGCUGAUGCUGAUUUGGAAGAUGGCCCCAGCUCUGUGCUGCGGAAACACUUUGGUGGCCAAGCCAGCGGAACAGACGCCACUCACAUCCCUCUUUGUGGGGUCGUUAAUUAAAGAGGCUGGGUUUCCUCCUGGUGUAGUUAAUAUUGUGCCCGGUUAUGGCCCCACGGCUGGGUCUGCCAUAUCUCACCACCCUGACAUUGACAAAGUUGCCUUCACUGGCUCUACAGAAGUUGGAAAACUGAUCAAAGGAGCAGCGUCUGCAAGUAAUCUAAAGCGCGUCACUCUGGAACUCGGGGGGAAAAACCCCUGCAUUGUCUUUGCUGAUGCUGAUUUGGAACUGGCUGUAGAAUGUGCUCAUCAAGGUGCCUUCUUUAAUCAAGGCCAGUGUUGCACAGCAGCCUCCCGAGUCUUUGUAGAGGAAUCCGUGUAUCCAGAAUUUGUCAGGAGGAGUGUGGAUUAUGCAAAGAGACGGCUUCUUGGGGAUCCUCUUGACCCUAAAACGGAACAGGGUCCACAGGUUGAUGAAGAGCAGUUCAACAAGGUGUUGGAAUAUAUACAGAGUGGAAAGGAUCAAGGUGCAAAAUUAGAGUGUGGCGGCUCUGCGGUUGGAGAACGAGGAUUUUUUAUUAAGCCCACUGUGUUCUCUGAAGUUACCGAUGACAUGAGGAUAGCAAAAGAAGAGAUUUUUGGACCUGUUCUAUCCAUUCUGAAAUUCAAGAGCAUAGAGGAAGUGAUAAAGAGAGCAAACAGCACAGACUAUGGACUGACCGCUGCAGUGUUCACAGAAAGCCUGGACAAGGCGCUCAGCAUCUCCUCCGCCCUGCAGUCUGGAACAGUAUGGAUUAAUUGUUACAAUGCUCUUCAUGCACAGACCCCAUUUGGAGGCUUCAAGAUGUCAGGAAACGGCAGAGAACUUGGUGAAUAUGCACUGGCGGAGUACACAGAAGUUAAAACUGUGACAAUCAAAUUAUCACCGAAGUCACUGUGAAGAAAGCAGGUUAAAAGUGAUGUUGAGAUGGUACAUUAUUCUGCUGCAGAAGGA